AUGGAGAUGAGAUUGAACUCAAGAGAGGACAUGGAAAUAAAACAAGAAGACAACAAAGAUCAUAAUCAAACGACUUCUUUGUACUCGUUGAGACAAAAUCCAAGAAUCGUACGAGUCUCGAGAGCAUUCGGCGGCAAAGACAGACACAGCAAAGUGUUCACAGUUCGUGGUCUUAGAGACAGAAGGAUAAGAUUGUCGGCAGUGACAGCUAUUCAGCUUUACGACCUUCAAGAACGAUUAGGGCUGAGUCAACCUAGCAAAGUCAUUGAUUGGCUAUUAGAAGCUGCCAAAAACGACGUCGAUUUACUUCCUCCUUUGCAUUUCCCACCUAAUCUCACCGGUGCCGGAGAAUGUUUUCCGGGAAUCUUCCAAAGUUUCGAUCUUGGAAGUUGCUCUUCAAGAACUGGUGAUAAUUUGGAUCUUGAGAAAGGAAAAUUCGAUCAAAGGAGUAAUCUUGAUCAUGGGUUUGAUAUCAACCAUCAUUUCUCGAAUUCAAUCCAAAGUAGCAAGAUUUGUUUCCCUACUUCCUUUAGCAGCAGCUCUUAUCAUUACAGCCUCGGACAUCUCCAACAGUCAUUACUGGAUCAAUCUGGUAAUAACGUUACGGUUGCAUUCUCUAAUAAUAAUCUCAAUUCGCCGGCGCCGGAAAGUAUGAGUUCUAUAUUUCCGAGGUACCCUACGUUUCUCGGUGGUGAUCAACUUCAACUCUUUAGCUCGAACUCGAACUCGUUGAAGCAAACCGAUCAUGGCGAGUAA
Messenger RNA from Arabis nemorensis, 756 nucleotides. Lineage: Eukaryota; Viridiplantae; Streptophyta; Magnoliopsida; Brassicales; Brassicaceae. The record is from the annotation of a GenBank genome assembly.